CAGAAGGAGUCGACUCUGCACUUGGUGCUUCGUCUUCGAGGUGGUAUGCAGAUCUUCGUGAAGACCCUCACUGGCAAGACGAUAACGCUAGAGGUUGAGCCGAGUGAUUCGAUAGAGAAUGUGAAGGCGAAGAUUCAGGACAAGGAGGGAAUUCCGCCAGACCAGCAGCGUCUGAUCUUCGCAGGGAAGCAGCUGGAGGACGGUCGUACACUGUCAGACUACAACAUCCAAAAGGAGUCGACUCUGCACUUGGUUCUUCGCCUUCGUGGUGGCAAUAAACUAGUUUUAGUUCUAACUUUUUUUGCGUGCCUUUGA
This is a messenger RNA of Mesocestoides corti, 315 nucleotides long. Lineage: Eukaryota; Metazoa; Platyhelminthes; Cestoda; Cyclophyllidea; Mesocestoididae. The record is from the annotation of a GenBank genome assembly.